AUUGGAUAUUGUAUAAUUGUAAACCGCGAUUCUUGAGCAGUUCGCUGCGUACGUUUGUUGAGGUACCUUUUCAUUAGAGUUACAAUGGAUUCCAGAGAUGAAGUUGUCUUAGCUUUAACCGAUGAUAUGGAUACUACUACAGCAUCAACAACAAAUGGACCACAUAGUCCAUCAACACGACGUAUAGCUAUGAUUGGUCAUUUCACUUUUCGUUCAUUAGCUUUAAUUAUUUAUCUAUUGUGUGCAUGGUUUACAACAUCAUUUGUCGUUCCAUUUAUAUUCAUCCUCGUGUGUUUAUCACUUGAUUUUUGGAUUGUAAAAAAUAUUUCUGGACGUAUUCUAGUUGGUUUACGUUGGUCAAGUUAUACAGACGACAAUGGUAUAGCACAUUGGCGAUAUGAUGCACGUAAACUGUCAGCGAUUGAUUCCGCAGAUGUAUCGACUUUAAGUCGACGUGAAUUAGCUGCUCGUAUGACUAGACAACACUUAUCUCGUUUAUUUUGGAUUGGUCUCAUUGUUAGUCCAGCAAUAUGGUUUAUAUUCUUUUUAGUGUCAUUAUUUUCACUGCAUAUACGUUGGGCAUUUGUAUGCGCUAUUGCAUUGUGUAUGAAUUUGGCUAAUGUUUAUGGGUAUCUUCGUUGUUGGAUGACUAAUAUGGAUGGAAGUAAUAAUACUAGUAAUACAUUAAAUAUUUUGACAAUGCUUAAAUCUACCGCUACAAGUUCAAUGUUCACGAAAUUAUCAUCGUUAUUUCAAACAACAUCUAGUAUGAAAAAAAACUUAUCCACAACUAGCAACAGUAGUAGUAGUAGCAGUGGUCUACCAUUAGUUGCCUAACCCUAACAAACAAACAAAUCUCUGCCACAUUGCUCUAUACAUAGUGUAAAAUACAAACAAAACUAACUAACUGAAAUUCAAUUUUUUUCAAUUAUUUCUUACUGUGAUAAUUUAAUUUGAACAUUGAACAUUCUGAUUGUACUUGUUGUGGUUCUUUUAUCUGUCACAUGCCCCCCAAAUUGGUGGUCACUUUAUUUAAAGUGUCACAAUCUGAUGUCAGACAAUUAGGCAGAUAAAUAGAUAAGAUAGAUAGGUAGGUGCACUUGACAAAAGAAAACGGGGGAAAUAUGCUUUUUUCUAUCGUUUUUUAACAUUGUUCCUAACAAUAUAAAUAAUUUUUCUAUUGAUUGGUUGCAAUCUGUGUAUUCAAUUCAAUUCUUUCUUCCUCCUUUCUCCUUUUUUCAUUUAUCAUGAUGUCUGUCAUUGAUUGAUUGUAUUUUUAUCUUAAAUUACUAAUAUUAAUUGAGCGAAAAAUAAACAAACUAUGUUUUAUGUUUUAUGCAUAAUUUUGAACAAUAAUUCACUCUGUCCUACUAUUUUUACGGAUAAGAAAUAUGGCCCGUUAAAGCAGUAGAGAGGACUUUUGGUAGGUAGG
Schistosoma turkestanicum is the source of this 1432-nucleotide messenger RNA. NCBI's taxonomy places the organism in Eukaryota, Metazoa, Platyhelminthes, Trematoda, Strigeidida, Schistosomatidae. The record is from the annotation of a GenBank genome assembly.